AUUUUAUCUACUCCUUGAGCAUGUAAUUGACGUUAAUUACCUCCACCAAUAAAUAAAUAAAAACCUUUGAUUGAAUGGUAAUGGUUUUGUUAUUGUGAACAAAACCUCAUUAUAUGCUCAAAUAACCUUUUUAAGAUGUUGUUUUCCUAAAAUCUAGGAUAACUAUAAUUGUCAUCUUUUUUUGUAGAAAAUCUAAAAGCUAUUUAACUCUGGUUUUCCGCCAACCAAAAAAACUUCAUUGUUUCAAAAGAUAUGGCAUUGUUUACAUGCAAAUAUUUUUGUUUUAUCGUGGCUCUCUUUGCAAUCUCAUUGAAACUAUGUUAUUGCCAUAAUAAAACCCACUGGAACGACGCCGGCAUAACUUGGUAUGGUGAACGAGAAGGUUUUGGUAGUUCAGGAGGAGCUUGUGGAUACGGUGAUGCAGUUGCAAAACCACCAUACAACUGUAUGAUUUCAGCCGGAGGACCUUCAAUCUACCAAGAUGGCAAGGGUUGUGGGACAUGUUAUGAGGUCGUAUGCCACCAUCCGUUUUGCACGAAAAGGCCGGUCAAGGUGAUGAUAUCGGAUGAGUGUCCCGGCUGCACGAAGUCGGCGGUCCAUUUUGAUCUUAGCGGUAGGGCCUUUGGUGCAUUGGCCAAACCUGGCCAAGGCGAUCAAUUACGUAACCUUGGAGAAUUAAAGGUCAAAUACAAGCGUGUAUUUUGCGAACACCCUAAUAGUAAAAUAGCUAUUCAUAUUGACCCCGGAGCAAAUCCAUACUACAUGUCGUUCGCUGUUAAAUUUGUAAAUGGUGACGGAAACUUUGAAUGUGUGGAGGUCAAACCGGCCGGCGAAGCAUACAUAAAAAUGGAGGCGAUGAGAUCCGCCGUUUGGAAACUUAACGCCGGUCGUGCAUUAAAAGGUCCUUUCGACGUUCGGCUUACCUCCGCUGUAACCAAAACAGUGCUAGUGGCUAAAAGUGUUAUCCCGGAAAAAUGGAAUCCCGGUGCUAUUUACCAUUCCCAUGUUAACUUCGCCGUGCCCAAGUUCGUUCACAAGAAACCUGUUCACCACAAACCCAUUCACCGUAAACCCAUUCACCACAAACCCAUCCACCACCAUAAACCCAUCCAUCACAAACCCAUUCACCGUAAACCCAUUCACCACAAACCCAUCCACCACCAUAAACCCAUCCAUCACAAACCCAUCCACCGUAAACCCAUUCACCGGAAACCCAUCCACCGCAAACCCAUCCACCGCAAACCCAUCCACCGCAAACCCAUCCACCGCAAACCCAUCCUCCGUAAACCCAUCCACCACCGUAAACCCAUUCACCAUAAACCCAUCCACCGUAAACCAAUCCACCGUAAACCCUGCCACCACUAACCCCCUCACAAGACACACAAAUGAUAACAUUUUUCCCCUUCAAACAAAUUGUAAUGUUUGAAAGAAGAAAAACAUGGGGUUGCAAAUUUUGCAAAUGAUAGUAAUUAUUUUAAAAUUACAAGGUCAUGUGGGUUUAGUGUUGUAGUCGCUCGGCCUCAGAAGCCCACGAUAUUAUAAAAAGGGGUGGGCUACUUGCUACUUAGCUUGCCUUGUAUAAUAAUAAAAUUUUUGAAUUGUACUUGACUUGUUAAAAACGAAUACUUGAUCAAAAAUGAAUUACUUGCAAGUUACUUGUCCCGUUUUACUACUUUUUAUUUACGGAUACUUGUGAAUUAUUUACGAGUACUUGUAAACUAUUUACGAGUACUUGUGAACUAUUUACGAGUUUUUCUGAAUAUUUAAAAACUACUUACUAAAUAAUACUCUAUAAAAAAUAGACAUGAAAGUUUAUUUUGUUUAUUCUACUAAAAUUAACAUGUGAAUUACUUUAAACAAAAUAUUUGUUCAUAUUUUAAAAAAGACAAAAAAAGAAUAUGAAUAUUUUGAUAUAUAAGCAUUGUAUAAUUUUCAUGAUGACGAAAAUAUCUUCUUUAAAUAAAUAACAGGUGAUAACAAGCCGUAUAGCCAAAUUUUUAAUAUUUGUUACUAUUUAAUAUUAGUCGAAUAUUUAAAAAUUAAGACUGACACAAAACAAAUAACAAGUAUAAGAAGAAUAAUGAGUAUUUGUGUCCAUCCUAAAUACAAGUAAAAGAAAAGACAAAUAUGAACAAAUAUUUAAUAGAUUAUUUAACAAAUA
Messenger RNA from Brassica rapa (field mustard), 2161 nucleotides. Its product is annotated as expansin-B5. NCBI's taxonomy places the organism in Eukaryota, Viridiplantae, Streptophyta, Magnoliopsida, Brassicales, Brassicaceae. Gene Ontology annotation, biological process: sexual reproduction. The record is from RefSeq and is a predicted model, not a curated record. Gene Ontology annotation, cellular component: extracellular region.